AGCGGCCUGCACCGCACGCCGCUGAGCGGCGGCGUGCAGAACGCCACGCUGCGCUGCGACCUGCCCUCCCCCGCGGUGGCAGUGCGCAACCUUGUGGAGCAGGCGCAGUUUGCGCACCUGUGCACCGUGAUGAGCAACAUGCACCACCGCCGCGCCGGCUACCCCUUUGGCUCGCUCGUCGACUUUGCGGCAGACGGCGCGGGGCACCCGGUCCUGUCCCCGCUGGCCAUCCAGACGCGCAACCUGCUGGAGGACCCGAGGUGCAGCGUGGUGGUGCAGAUGCCGGGGUGGACGGGGCUGGCCAACGCGCGGGUCACCAUCUUUGGGGACGUGCACAAGCUGCCGGGGCCGGAGCUGCAGGAGCAGGCGCAGGAGAUCUUCCACAGCAAGCACGCCACGCGCGCCAACCGCGGCGGCCGCUACGUGUCGGGCAACUCGGUGUUUUUCCGCAUGAACCGCAUCCUGGACAUCUACUUUGUGGGAGGCUUUGGCACCGUGCAGUGGGUUGAUGUGGAGGAGUACAGCCGGGUGCAGCCAGACAGCAUCGUGCUGUGCAACCCCAGCCGCACGCUGCAAGUCCUCAACGAGACGUACUCGGCCCGGGUGCGGGAGCUGCUGUCGCGGCGCGACCUGCCCGCAGACGACGCCGCCUUCAUCUCCAUCGACGGCCGCGGCGCGGAUGUGCGGGUGCGCACCGGCGGCGAGUACAGCGUGGAGCGCAUCGGAUUCGACCAGGCA
Messenger RNA from Chlorella variabilis, 738 nucleotides. RefSeq lists its product as hypothetical. The transcript has 6 exons. The annotation marks the transcript as partial. The record is from RefSeq and is a predicted model, not a curated record. NCBI's taxonomy places the organism in Eukaryota, Viridiplantae, Chlorophyta, Trebouxiophyceae, Chlorellales, Chlorellaceae.